AUGCUUUUCUCAUUGCUUCUUCUGGCUUUAAUUUCCCUUCGUUUGUCAAAUGCUUCAGGUGAUUGGUGGUGGGGACGUUUUCCACAAUGGAGCAGUGAACAUGGUUACGGACAUUUAGGUGAAAACGACCAUGGACAUGGUCAUAAUCAUAAAUAUGAUGAUCACUAUGAUCAUGACUAUGAACAUGGUCAUAAUGAUAAACAUAUUGGUGAUUAUGAGAAAAGUUCAGCUCAUGGUUCGCAAAGUGACUGGGGUAAUUAUGAUUACGGUGGACGUGGUGAUUAUUUAAAGGAACAUGCUUAUAAGAAAGGUUAUGGGCACUCGGAUGGUGAAGAACAUGGAAAUAAGUGGGGUCACAGCAGCGGAUAUCAUCAUGAUGAUCAAGACGAUGGACAUCAUCACCAUGGUCAGCACAAAGGGCAGCAUCAUGCACAUAGUUACGAACACCAUCAUCAUGGACAUUGA
Dracunculus medinensis (Guinea worm) is the source of this 465-nucleotide messenger RNA. The record is from the annotation of a GenBank genome assembly. Lineage: Eukaryota; Metazoa; Nematoda; Chromadorea; Rhabditida; Dracunculidae.